This is a messenger RNA of Capsella rubella, 1146 nucleotides long. RefSeq names its product glucuronoxylan 4-O-methyltransferase 3. The record is from RefSeq and is a predicted model, not a curated record. Lineage: Eukaryota; Viridiplantae; Streptophyta; Magnoliopsida; Brassicales; Brassicaceae. Bases 68 to 967 code for a protein of 299 amino acids. The transcript has 2 exons. Gene Ontology annotation, molecular function: glucuronoxylan 4-O-methyltransferase activity. Gene Ontology annotation, biological process: xylan biosynthetic process.
UUCUAACCAUUAUCAAAACAUCUUCCUCAUUCAUCGAUCCGAAUAAACUCAAAUCGAAAAAUCGAAAAUGAGGACCAAAUCUCAAUCUUCUGUUAAUCUCAAAGUCAUAUUCAUAGGCUGUUCAAUCUUGAUCUUUCUUAUCAUCUUCUUUGCAAGAUCAAACAUCUCUUCUUCCUCAAAGCCAAUCUCCAAAACUAAUCUCUCCCAAGAAGAAGAAGAACAAACUCAUCACCAUAAACCAGAAGCAUGUCCAACAACAACACAACAAUGCACGAAGAUGCCACUUUCUUUAUCCGACGCAUUGGUUCAUUACGUGACCAGUAACGUUACUCCACAGCAAACGUUCGAUGAAGUCUCUGUCUCAAAAAGAGUCUUGGACAAGAAGUCUCCUUGUAACUUCCUUGUCUUUGGCUUAGGUCAUGACAGCUUAAUGUGGGCAUCUCUUAACCAUGGUGGUCGUACUUUGUUUAUUGAAGAAGACAAGGCUUGGAUUGCUAUAGUAACCAAGAAAUUCCCAAACUUGGAAUCUUACCACGUAGUUUACGACACAAAAGUCAAAGAUUCAGACAAACUCAUGGAGCUAGGACGAUCAGAAGAGUGUAGAUCCGUGUCUGAUCCAAGAAACUCGAAAUGUGAUCUUGCGUUGAAAGAUUUCCCGGCGGAUUUUUACGAUACGAAAUGGGAUCUGAUCAUGGUCGAUGCUCCAACUGGUUACCAUGAAGAAGCUCCGGGGAGGAUGAGUGCUAUUUACACGGCGGGGCUUUUGGCUCGUAACCGUGAAGAUGGUGAAACUGAUGUUUUUGUUCACGACGUUAACCGUCCGGUGGAAGAUGAGUUCUCGGCGACUUUCUUGUGUAAAGGUUACAUGAGGGAGCAAAAUGGGAGGCUGAGGCAUUUCACUAUUCCUAGCCAUCGGGCUCGAGCUGGACGACCUUUUUGUCCGGUGGACGUUGAUCGCCGCCUUUAAUUUUGCCGUCAUGGAGUUCACCGUCGUUGGUCGGUCAACGGACUCAGGGAAGACUUGCUUAGCUGGCAUUUUUUAAAAUAAUUUUUUUUGGGUUGUGUUUUUGCUUGAUUUGAUUAUGUUUUACAAGAUUUUAGUACAUUUACUUAAAUCGGUAUAUUCAAAUACUACUGUUCGCAUCA